AUGGUUUCUCAACUUGUCAAUACAGGUUAUAAUAAUAUUACAGAAUUAAUUGAUCUUGUUGUACCAAUGGUAUGGACAUAUGUCGAUGAUGUUAAAACAUGGUUUGAUGAUACUGUUUGGAUGAAAUUUGCAAUGUUCCCUGAAGUGUGGGUAGCAAGUGCAUAUAAAGGUUCAUCUGGUGAAACAACAACAAUGAGUUAUAUUGGUCAUCAUCAUCGCAAUCAACAAACAUGGCUUGAAACAAUGUAUAUUGCAUCCGAAAGACAUAAAGUUAAUUUUACUGGUAUUGCUGUUACUGGAUGGUCUCGUUAUGAUCAUAUGCUUUCAUUAUGUGAAUUUCUUCCUUCAUCGAUACCUUCAUUAACAUAUUCUUUACAAACAAUUGUUCAUGGUCAUAUAACUAAUGAAUUAAAUGAAACAAUAUCUCAGACAUUAUUAGGUUGUACUCAAAUACCAUUAUGGGAACGAUCAUCAUAUGCAACAUUUGUAUCAUGCACAUUUCCAGGUCAUGAAAUGUAUGAAAUGAUGUAUAAACAUGAUAAUAUAAUAAGACAAUAUGAAGAAACAAUGUCAUUUGUACGUUUAUAUGUAACUGAUGUUCAUAUACGACAAAAUUAUAUUCAUUAUAAACGCGGUGAAGAAUGUUUAGAACGUUUAAUCUCUUUAGAAAAUGAAAUGAUACGUUUUAUAGAUGGAUUUCAAAAUGCAUGUCUAGUUUUUUUCACACCUGAUAUUGGUCCAGAAUGGUUACAAACUUAUUUUAUGCGUACAUUUAAAGAAAUUCAACAACGUAUAAAUUUUAUUGAUCGAGCAUUAAAAACACAGUCAUCAUGGUUCAUCGAAAAAAUGUUACGUUUUUUCUUGAUUUUAUUAUUUUUAUUUAUUUCAUCAAUAUUAUCAUCACGUUUAAAAUAUCGAGCAUCAGUUAAAGAAAAUGUUGAUCUGUAUUAUACAAUAACAUCAAUCGAUAAAAUGUUAUCUGUUAAUUAUCAACAAUCAAUUGAAUUUCUAAAUUCUAACUCUCCAUAUACAACAUAUUUUCUUGUUGACGGACAAAAAUUACGUACAAGACGUUUAAUUGAUCGUGAAGAAUUUUGUCGGAUUAAAUUAUGUGAAAAUUCUUUAUGUCAUCCAUGUGAAAUUGAAAUGGAUUUUGUAUUAAAAGAAAAUGGUCAACCACGUGAUAUUAUUUCAUUAAUAUUAACUGUUGAAGAUGUAAACGAAUUUCGACCACAAUUUUUAGAUAUGUCAUCUAAUGGUCAAGUUAUUCAACUUAAUAUUAGUGAAGGCGUGCCUGUUGGACACGUGUUACCCAUUCCAAGUGCUACAGACAAGGAUGGUGAAGAUGAUGACCUUGUUUAUUGGUUGGAAAAAACGACAAAAAUUCCAUUUGAACUUGUUUCAUUUGGUUCAAAUCAAAUUGCUUUAAAUGUAACUGAACCAUUAGAUCGUGAGACACGCGAUUUUUAUGAAUUUAAAUUAACUGCUAGCGAUCGAGGAAAUUUAACAUCAACAAUACCUAUACAUAUAUCAAUAAGUGAUAUUAAUGAUAAUGUUCCUUCAUUUGAUCAACAACAUCCUUAUACAUUAAAUAUAUCUGAAAAUAUUCUUCCAUCGUUAACUAAAUCAUUACUUCGUAUACAUGCUAUAGAUAAUGAUUCAAAUGAAAAUGGUCAUAUAACUUAUAAUUUUAGUCCUCAAGUUUCAGAAUUAAUUCGUCAAACAUUUCAAUUAAAUUCUGAAACAGGAGAUUUAUAUCUUCUUCAAUCUCUAGAUUAUGAACAAUAUAAAGAAUAUCGUAUACAAGUAACAGCACAAGAUUCCGGUCCAGUAUCAGUUCCUGUUUAUACAGUUAUUAUUAUAAAUAUUGAAGAUGAAAAUGAUAAUAUACCAAUAAUGAAUCUACGUGUAUCAGAAUAUUUUCAUUUAGUUAAUAAUACAUUAUAUAUAAGUGAACAAACACCAAUCAAUACCUUAUUAAUGCAUAUAAUUGUACAAGAUUUUGAUUCAAAUUUAAAUGGUAAAGUUAAUUGUUGGAUUGAACCAUUAGAACCAAAGCUAAAUUUAACCAAUACAAUAAAUAAUAUGUUUGCUAUAUAUACUAGACAAUUAUUUGAUCGUGAACAGAAAUCAAAUUAUUCAAUAAGUUUAAUUAUUGAAGAUAAUGGUUUAAAAAUUCGUCAUCGAACAAAACGUGAACUUGAAUUAAUUAUAACGGAUAUUAAUGAUAAUCCACCAAUAUUCUCUCAAUCAUUUUAUAAUGUAUCAAUUGAUGAAGAAAAAGAAUAUUUACAACCUAUAUUACAAUUGCAAGCAACUGAUGCAGAUAUAAAUGAAAAUAGUCAAAUAUCAUAUGAAUUAAUUACUAAAGAAUAUAUAAAUUUAUUUAAUUUAAAUGAAAAAACAGGUGAAUUAUUUUUAGUAAAAAAUCUUGAUCGAGAAUUGAAAUCAGAAUAUAAUUUAACAAUACGUGCAAAUGAUCAUGGACAAUAUCCAUCACAAUUAUCAAGUGAUGUUUCAGUUUAUAUUAAUGUAAUUGAUAAAAAUGAAUAUACACCAGAAUUUCAAGAAAAAAAAUAUUCAUUUCAAAAUAUCGAUGAAAAUAUUUCAAUUAAUUCAUCUAUUGGUUUUGUUAAAGCUACUGAUCGUGAUGAUAAUUUAAUAAAUUAUUCAAUUACGUCAUCAGAUUUGAUGAUUAAUUCUCUAACAGGAGAAAUCUUUGUACGUAAACUACUUGAUUACGAUACACAUCCUUGUAUAAAUGCCAUAGUUACAGCUAAAGAUCAAGGUGGUUUAAGUUCUACUAGUGAAAUUGAAGUUUGUCUAAAACCAAUCAAUGAAUAUUCACCACAACUUCAUCCACAUUCACGUCUUAUUUCUAUUAAUAUUGAUAAUACAAGUUUAAUACAUUUAAAUGCAAGUGAUCGUGAUCGUUCACCAUCAAGUUUUAUCUCAUAUCAAUAUGGACAAGUAUCAAAUUGUAAUUUAACCUUUUUACAAUUAUCAUCAAAUGGAACAAUUUAUUUAAAUAAAAAACAAAAAUGUACAGGUAUUAUUGAUCUUAUUGUAUUAAUUAAUGAUAAUGAUCAAUAUCCAUUAGCAAAAUCAACCAAUGAAACUAUACGUUUUAUUCUUUAUUCGGAUACAAUACCAUUAAGUAUAGCGUCUCAAUUAUCAUCGUCAAAAUUUUUCGAUAAAAAAUUUCAAAAUUUAUCUUUUCAUGAUCUUACACCAGAAAUGAUUAUUACUUUUAUUAUUGUAAUGUCAUUGAUACUAUGUUCAUUUAUUGUCUGUAUCGUUGCUUGUAUUAUAAGUCGAAAACGAAAAAUAUCAAAACAUAAUUCAAAACAAAAUAAACUACUUGUUAAACAAUCACCAUCACCAAUAAUGAAUACAUCACAAAAACGCCUUACUCUUCUCACUUCUUCGUCAAGAGCAAGUAAAGAUCGGAUCUGUUUCACGGAGAAUCAUUGUUUACUCAGCGAUGGUAGCCUUGCAACUGACAUAAAUACGAACAGUCCUUAUAGCAAAUUACAACAAUCAAUAAAGACAAAUGGAAAUAGUGAUACAGGUUCAUCAUAUAAUGAUUCUUGUUAUGGAUCAUCUGAAAUGGAUGUAUGUCAUCAUCAUCAGUCAACAGGAAAUAAAUUAGUCAAACAAGACAUACCAAUAGCAGCGACAAUGACGGAAGCUACUGGCAAAAUUCUCCUGUCGUCUAAUGAAAAUUAUAUUAUUUUAUGUAAAGAUAGUACUACAAAUAGUGAUGAGACAAACCCAUCAAUUUCAAUUCCUUCAUCUUCAUCUUCUUCUCCUACUGCUAAUAAUAAUAACAGUUUAAUAACAACAUGUCAACCUAAUAGACGUACAGGAACAACACAACAAUAUCGUACACAAUUAAAAUCAACAGUAGAUCAAUCAAAUAAAAAAGUUGAAUUUUUCCAGAAUGAUGAUGAAUGUCGUAAGGUACUUUGUUCGACAACAUCGUUUAAUUAUCGAAAUAUUACACCGCUUAACGAAUAUUAUCUUUAG
Molecule: messenger RNA, 4029 nt
Organism: Adineta steineri
Lineage: Eukaryota; Metazoa; Rotifera; Eurotatoria; Adinetida; Adinetidae
Source: the annotation of a GenBank genome assembly